Messenger RNA from Dovyalis caffra, 183 nucleotides. NCBI's taxonomy places the organism in Eukaryota, Viridiplantae, Streptophyta, Magnoliopsida, Malpighiales, Salicaceae. The record is from the annotation of a GenBank genome assembly.
AUGGUGCGUAAUGAGGUUAGGAACAUCACUCAUUCAGUCGAUGGGAAAUCUGUAUCUGAAGUUUAUCGUGUGACAAUCUAUUGGAUUAAUGCUGAGCCAUUUGUUUAUGGUGAGCAUCGGCUGUCCAAUUUCUUCAAUCAUGGUGCCUUUAAGCUUGUCCUGUGGCUGCUUUCUAGCUCAUAA